This is a messenger RNA of Fonsecaea multimorphosa CBS 102226, 846 nucleotides long. RefSeq lists its product as uncharacterized. The transcript is spliced from 2 exons. Lineage: Eukaryota; Fungi; Ascomycota; Eurotiomycetes; Chaetothyriales; Herpotrichiellaceae. Bases 1 to 846 code for a protein of 281 amino acids. The record is from RefSeq and is a predicted model, not a curated record.
AUGGCCACAGAAAUUAGUGAUGAAACAUGGAAAGCAUUCUUAGACCAACACAACUCACUCUUGACCUUACUCGACUCUCACGCUUCGCUGUUGGCAGAAAUGCGGAAAUUUUGUCUCGACAAUAGUCAAACGCUAGGCUUGUUGCAAGACCGCCUCAAUGCCACAGAGAACUUAAUUGCAACAUUCAAGUUAUCUGCCGAGUCAUUGACAGACAUCACUAAGCGGGAAGAGCAAGUCCCCAAGGAGGAUGCAAAGGUACCUGAACCGGAAAUCCUCAACGUCCCGAUUCCUGUUGCCGUACCCAAGCCGAAACCUCAGCUGCCUGCCGAGCCCAUCUUGGAUCCCAGCGGGUUUUUUGCAGUCGACACAAAUCCGACUCCGAUCGAGCAAUUAUACAAACAGAAGCCUACCGUCGCAGUGAAAGCGAAGGAUGGUCCCAAGCGAAAAGCUUCUGGAGAGCAGCUCGAUCCUAAUAGUGUCUCUGAAAAUGAGCCCGUGCGCAAGAAACCAAAACAGAGCCACAAGAGAGAAGCGCCGGUCAUACAGGAGGAGGAUGAUUCAUUCGUGAAGAGAGUCGAGGCGAGAUCACGGGCGAAAGAAGAACGCAAAAAGGCCAGGUUGGACAAGAAGCGCAAGAGACAAAGCGGUGACUCCACCGGGAGUGUCAAAGCCCCUGAAAACAAGAAGCAGAAAAAGAAGGACGAUGCGAAGGUCGCUACAGCGAACCCCUCGGCGGCAACCCAUGCUGACCCGCAGAUGCAGAAUGGCAAGAGACCGCACCCUGAGCCAAACAGCGACGGCACAAAUGGACGGGCGAGCAAGAGGGGCCGCCGGGGGAAGAAGUAG